Messenger RNA from Lodderomyces elongisporus, 1233 nucleotides. RefSeq lists its product as uncharacterized. The transcript has a single exon. The record is from RefSeq and is a predicted model, not a curated record. NCBI's taxonomy places the organism in Eukaryota, Fungi, Ascomycota, Pichiomycetes, Serinales, Debaryomycetaceae. The coding region runs from base 1 to 1233 and encodes 410 amino acids.
AUGAUUUCGCUCAAUGGUUUUUUUGUUUUGUUAAGCAUCCCCAUAAGGUUGUUGUGGACAAUAUUCAAGUACCCCUUUGUUGGCGGAGCUAACGAAAAGUAUAAAAACAACCUCACAGCUUCCUUGAGGCUCGAGAUGGCCAGAGGAGCACUUAAAAUACCAAUUUGCGAUGCGGCUGUUAUAUCACUUAAAAAUGCUGACGCUAUCAUCAACACAGUUGUUCCUAGCCGUGUUCCCUUUUUGGUUCAAGGCUUGAAAAAAUAUGGCCAACGUUUUGAUAAGCAAAGUUUCUGGCUUGUUGAAGCUGAGGGCAGAUCAAACGACGACCCUAUUUUGAUAUACCUCCACGGAGGUGGCUACUAUAUCGACGUACAAAAGACCCAGAUUGAGUCUGUGUUAGCUAUCUAUCAUCUCCUCGAACCUAAAGCCAAAAGCAAAUUGUCGAUUCUUGAUCUUGAUUACAAAUUGGUUUUUGAGGGUCACCAUAUCACCACGCAAUUGUACCAGUUGGCAGAAACGUAUGAAAAGCUUGUACGGGCAGGUAACACAAACAUUAUUCUUAUGGGCGAUUCUGCUGGUGGACACUUGGCAAUAACAUUUCUUCAAUACUUGAAACAACUUGACUCAAAAGUCACUGUUUGGCCUCGCUCUGCUAUACUUAUCUCACCUUGGGUCAGAAUAAGAUCUGAUCCAGCACACUACUUACCUGGAAACUCUUGGUAUGAUAACUCACCUCGUGAUAUGAUUUCCUUUACAGGAAUGCAACAAAAGAGCAGACAGGCUGCACUUGUGGGUAAUCUUGAUGUCGCAAACAUGCUAGUCUCCCCAGGUAAUUUACCCUACAAAAAUAGUGAUUGGGACGAUAUUCCAACACUUAACUACUCUGGCUACUCUGCAUUUAUCAUAUUGGGCGAGCACGAGCUGUUCAGAGACGAUGUAUUAGAGUGGAGCAAAUACGCGGUGAAAUCACCUUUAAGAAAACAAAGCAAGGACUCUGGAGGAAUUUUGAAUGAAACAGUUCAUAUUCAUCGAAGUGGUUCAUUCACAAACAAUACGGGAGGUGCAUAUGUGGAAGUCGUUGUUGAGCCUUGGGGAAUACAUGACGCAGCCAUGGUUGUGGAAAGCAAUGUUGCAUUUAAAUUGGGCAACGACAAGUUGACUGUGGCUGAUAUUGAUAACAACGAGUUUUUUGGCAUCACUCGUAUCGUAGACUUUUUGAACAAAAUUUUGUAA